AUGAAGACUAGCCUGUUGUGGUCUAUGACCGUUUUUUUCUUUGCGGCCUCCACGGCCUUGGCACGACCCAUCGCGGACAGCGCAGAGGCUUUGGCCGAGGGUACCCAGAUCGGCGAGGGCUGGAAGCGCGGUGACGAAAUAGCGGAUGGCACACAGAUUGCUGAAGGCUGGAAACGGGACGAGAUCGAGGACGGUACCCAGAUUGCGGAGGGCUGGUAG
Aspergillus alliaceus is the source of this 219-nucleotide messenger RNA. RefSeq lists its product as uncharacterized. The record is from RefSeq and is a predicted model, not a curated record. The transcript has 2 exons. Bases 1 to 219 code for a protein of 72 amino acids. Lineage: Eukaryota; Fungi; Ascomycota; Eurotiomycetes; Eurotiales; Aspergillaceae.